Molecule: messenger RNA, 4445 nt
Organism: Amphiprion ocellaris (clown anemonefish)
Lineage: Eukaryota; Metazoa; Chordata; Actinopteri; Pomacentridae
Product: leucine-rich repeat-containing protein 74A-like
Exons: 14
Coding region: 2515-3963 (482 amino acids)
Molecular function (GO): protein binding
Source: RefSeq, a predicted model, not a curated record
AUACCCUGAAUAGAUUAAAUUUUAUUUUCUAACUACAAGAAAGAGAUCGACAUUGCUUUCUCAGACGCACAACUUCGUGGGCAUUUACUCCGGUGAAAUGAAUCCUCGUGUUUGUUCCUCCCAGCCAUGACACUAGAGCUAUCAAGUGACAGAAGUUGUGCAAUCGUGUUUGCUUCAGCCGAGGCAUAUUGCCAAAAUCAGGGCUUUACUUUCAUUUGCACAACUCUGAAAAGGUCAUUCAUGCUUUUAUUUCUCUUGGGCUGACUACUGUGGCUCCCUUUGUUCGAGGCUCGGCAGGAGAAACAACUCCCAUCUGCUGACAGAACAGACAGUUGCUGACAGCGUUCUAACUCCACCACAUAUCACUGGCAGCCUCUGGAUUUGUUACCGUCCUUUAAGGAAAUGCUUUUGCCUAACUGAAAUUAUACUUUCUAUUUAGCCUUAUAGCUUAAUUUUUGCACAGUAGCAUUUUAUGUAAUUGUUUUUAGUUGGAGGAAGUCGGCAGAGUUACAGAUCUUCUAUGACACUCAUUGACAUUUUAAUACAGACAGCAGGAAAAAUUUACCUGAAAUUUGAGUCUAUCCUAAAGAAUAACUUCAUCUUCACAAAAAAAUUGUCAUGAUUAUUAUAUAAAGAGUCACUCAUCAGAAUAGAUUCUUACUAUAAUUAUCAGGUAUUUGUAUCUGUACUCAUAUUUCUUUAAUCAGCUGUUUCUUUCUAGACAUUUCUGUGGAUACAGUUGAGAUUUAUUGGGAUUUUUGUCUGCAAACUCAAAAGCCAAAGAGCUGAAGUGAAUAAUGUAAACAGAUUUUUUUUUUAAACUUUUGCACUGAAAUCUUCUCAACUCUAAAACUACACCCUUCUUCUGUUAACAUGUAUUCAGCAAUGAUCUGGUAACUUCAAUGUAUAUGGAGGAAAAUGGUGCAUAUCAAUGAAAGCAAAGUCUGAUCAUGCAGUAAAUACAUCCCAAAAUCCAUAGAAUUCAUUUUUGAAAGGCAUUGUGAACAAAAAUUUGAAGUUGUUUCCAAACUUUUGGCCUGUCGUGUAGCUGGAGAAAAAAAACAUACUUUUGCAAGAACUUGUGAUUCAGUCAAUAUUCCUGGAUUAACUAAUGCAUAAUGGUGCGCUCGAUAAAACGCUCUUAACAUUAACAAAACUUGCCAUAACUCUCUCCAUCUGCUAACAUAAAGUGAACAAGAAAAGCACUCAGAGCACAGUACUCUGUCAAGGCUGCUCAGUUGUAUCAUUUCUGACAACUGAAAUUGUGAAAAAAUUCAUGGCAGAAAUCACAACAUAGAAUGUGUCCAUUUAAUAUAGAUGUACUCAUAAACAAAAUGACCUUGCACUGAGCACAGGUGUGUAUUAUACAUGUGUACGUUAUGUACAAAUACCGAAUCACGUGACCUAAACAUGUAGCGGGCUGUGGGAAUUGAUGGGACUCAGAAACACCCCCACAAUUUAAUCAGUUGUUCCUUGAAUCAUUUCUGACUGAUAAGUCCUCAGUGGUGGAUUUGUAGUAGGAUCGCAAUGGUGUGAUCAUUCACUUGUAGUCAUAAUUACAGUGACACCGUGCCGCUAUCUCGCAAUGACACAGAAAUCUAACAGAUCCAUGGAUCCAGACUAUAAGCUGCAUCACUGCCAAAAUCUAAUCACUUGGUCUUUGUGUCAUUUCUGACCUUCCCUGAAAAUUUCAUCCAAAUCCGUUUUUGAGUAAUGUUGCUAACAGGCAGACGGACGGACAAACCAACGCUAAUCGUCACAUAACUUCGCCGUUCCUUGGUGGAGUAAUUACAUUUAACAGGGGAAAAAUGUUUUUUUUUUUUUAUUUGAAUGUGAAAAAAGACUAUACAGCAAUGCCAAAAUAACCAAAAACUUUCAUACAGUAUGUACUGUUAAUACCCAUGCCAAAUUUUCAUGUAUAGAGAUUUUUUAUUUUACCAAUAGGUUCCUUUUGGCUGGAAAUGAAACAAAAAAGACGGCGAUACACAGUGUAGGACCUGUUCAUGGUGAAUUAUAACCAUUUCUCUUUCUCUGUACCCAGUAAAGCCCUUAUUUGCCACCACAGCCAUACUCUUGUUAUUGCUAACUAGCUUUUCAAAUGUCUCAUUUUGGAUUUGGCCCAGGUUUUUGAGGUUGGACGGCUUCCUCAUCGUCCUGAUUUUCAGUUCCCUACACUGACUCUGGAUGGGACUCUGGGUUUUGACUCUCUGUUUUCUGUCUACCAUUUCUUCGCCACGUUGGCUGUACGUUGUCUUGCUGGAAGGGCCGGUGCUGCCCAAGGACAGGUUUUUCUGGACACUGCAGAAAUGAUGAUGUCUUCACUGUUGGCUGAAAAACCUCCCUAAAGCAUUACACCAACGUGAUUAACCGUGGGGAUGAUCUUAUCCUUCUCCACGUCCAAACAGCUCCAUUUUCAUCCCAUCCGACCACAGACUUGAUUAGCAGCAGCUUUCUUCUUUGUCCAGUUUUCAGGCUGACAACCAGCUAAUCUCACCUGUCUCAUCUUGUGGUGCAAUGGAUGAACCGGAGGAGAAGAUCCAGCCUCCUGGUCAGUCUGUCCAAUCCACUGAAGGCCAGGACCAGAAGAAGUCCACCCAAGACCAAGAUGGGGGCAGCAGUGAUGAAUGGGACACUGAUCUGGAAGCAGAUGGUGCCACCACUCCUACACAGAGUUUGUCCCGUACAGAUUUGUACCUGCAGGCCUGUCGGCAGAUGAGAACUGUCCCCGUGUCCUCCUUCAUCUGCCAUUUGGAUAAAACCGAUCUAAACUGGAACCAUUAUGGAGUGGGACCACAAGGGGUUAAAGCUCUGGCCAUAGCUCUGCAAAGUGACACCGUUAUCACCCACCUGGAGCUGGAGGACAACUCACUUCGAGCAGAAGGAAUACGCCCUCUGAUGGAGAUGCUUCACCAGAAUACCACCAUUCAGAGUCUAAAUCUUUCCAACAACCAGCUGGGCUACAAAGGAGCUGAAAUCAUCUCCAAAUUUCUGUCAAACAAUUGUUUUAUCAAAUACAUCAAACUCUCAGAUAAUGGCUUUGACGCUUCUGCUGCUAAAUAUUUAGCGGAUGCUUUAAGGGGCAACUGCAUGGUCAAAGAGCUGGACCUCAGUCACAACAAAUUCUGUAAAAGAGGAGGAGAACACCUGGGUCAUAUGUUAGAAACCAAUGUAGGUAUCGAAGAGCUGAAUCUGAGUUGGAGUCUGCACAGUGUCGUGGAUCUGUGUGCCGGUCUGGAGGUGACAAACAUAACACACUCGGACACAAACCUGCAGCGUAUAUUCAACACCAUCUCCUAUCACAGCUGUUUGCCUCCCUUGUUUCCCUUUCCUCUGCUAAACUGGAUUCUGAAGCGGCUCUAUCUGAAGCACAACAAUUUCGGCCACAUCCAGGCGAAGUCACUGGGCAAAGCAGUGAAACUAAACAGCACACUUGUGUUGCUGGACCUGAGUGAUAACAUGAUAGACGACGAGGCUGUGACGCCACUCUGCCAGGGCCUCGCCUCCAACAACACCCUCAUAGUUAUCAAGCUUUCCUAUAACCCCAUGACAAACCCCGGAGCGAUGACGCUGCUCAAAACUGUUGUCAACAACUCGGAAUCAGCACUGAAGGAGGUUGAUAUUUCUGGGGUGUAUGUGCACGAGGCCUUCGUUGAGCUACUGCAAAAAGCCCGUCAGAGGCGUCCUACUCUGAAUGUCCAGUACAGCGUCAUGGACUUCGUCACCAGGAACUUAUCUGCCCUACCCAUCUUCAAGAAAUUCCUUGAAGAGCAAAAUUUGAGCAUCAUGGAUUUCUGCACAGCUUUGGACAAAGAUGGAACAAUGAAGGUUCCCACCUCUGUCUUCAGGAAAGCCAUAAAGGAAGCAAACCUACCUCUGGAUCAGCGUCAGCGUGCAUAUCUGGUCAGGCAGUUUGACAAGAAGAUCACAGGCAUCGUAACCUACAGUAACUUUGCCAACCUGUAACAGAUAUGGAGAUGUAUGGUAAUGCUAGCAUGGAGGUAGACAGUCUUCUACAACGCAAGUCUGGAGAUCGUCCACAUGCUGGUGUUAGAGUUUGAGAAUCCUCCACAUGAUGAUCUUUGUUAAUGUCGCCAUAAUUGUUUACGGCAUUGUUGUUGUCUUCAUCGCUGGUGUCAAAGUCACUGGAUUGUUCCACGUCACUCAGAUGUUCUCAGGCGCUGCUGGAUCUAAAAAAUAACAUGCAGUCUGUCUGUUCUUCCAUCAACUCCCUGACAAAAAGGCCUGUAGCCUACAUUCAGAAAAUUGUAUUAUCACUCAUAUUUAAAUUUGUAUCUCUGAUAUUUUAGAUUGAUAUAUCAAAUACUUUCAGAGAUAAAAAUGAUUCAUAAAUUGCCCAUCAAUCAACUUUUAGCAUGUUUUAUUGGAAAUUCAAUUUGAGGCUAUGUUUGGAUGCCAAAAUCUCAAGAACUAUUAAAGAUUAAAGC